Messenger RNA from Olea europaea var. sylvestris, 7196 nucleotides. RefSeq names its product BEACH domain-containing protein B-like. The record is from RefSeq and is a predicted model, not a curated record. The transcript is spliced from 29 exons. Lineage: Eukaryota; Viridiplantae; Streptophyta; Magnoliopsida; Lamiales; Oleaceae. Bases 122 to 7177 code for a protein of 2351 amino acids.
AAUCUUUGUUCUCUGCUAGGUGGGAAAAGGAUUAUCAAUUUGGAGAAAGUGAUGGUGAAUGGGAAUCACGGCUUGUAUAUGCAUAAUUGGCUGCUGAAUACGUAGUGGCCUUGCAAUCUUUAUGUCUUGGGGAAGGAUGAACAUAGUUAAGGGUGUAGCUGACCUUCUUAGGAGGACUUCAAGUGGACAGAGUGGAGAAUCCGGUUCCAGGGGAUUUUCUCUACCUACGCCAAUUAUUCUGUUCAGUGAGGUUGGUGAUGAGGCAAUUUUGAAUACUUUAUGGGGAAGAUACGAUCAUGCAGCCAAUAAGGCAGAAAAGAGGAAGUUACUCAAUAUUUUUCUCAAGCAUUUUUUGAUUACAUACCGGAAUUGGGUACCGGUAAAUAUGGGCCAAUCUCCUGAAGAUGCUUCCCACGUUUCCUUUGUGGAGUAUUCACAACAGGUUGAUGAUAAGGUGAUCGGAUGCUAUUUUGGUCACCCUUCUGAAAUUAUAUUGGUCUUGAUAGAAGGAGUUGCACAAAUAACAGCAUUGCUUUCUGACAACCAAGUGGGUAUUUCAACAAGUCUGAGCAUGGCUAGCGAAUCAUGGCUCAUCUUGGAUGCUUUAACCAUUGUGACUCGAUCCAUGCACAACUGCAGAGUAUUCAGCUACCAUGGAGGCAUUCAAAAGCUUACAGCAUUGCUGAAAGACCAAGUGGGUAUUUCAACAAGUCUGAGCAUGGCUAGCGAAUCAUGGCUCAUCUUGGAUGCUUUAACCAUUGUGACUCGAUCCAUGCACAACUGCAGAGUAUUCAGCUACCAUGGAGGCAUUCAAAAGCUUACAGCAUUGCUGAAAGCUGCUGUUGUCCAACUUAAGACCGUUAUCAGUGCUCUUUCAGCAGAUGAAAGUUUGUCAAAUACUAUGGUGGAGAAAACUGGAAUUUUGCAAAAGGUUCUUGUUUAUGUGGUGUCCGUCAUAUCUAACUUUAUUGAUUUGCACUCAUACCCGGAAGAAAAGUUUCCCUUGAAUAGAAGCAAUAUGGAAUUGUUUGUAACAAGUAGUGAAACAUCAAGUGAAACUUCAACUACCGCGGAAUCUCUAGUUUCUGAAACAAUGUUAUUGUGGCAUCAGAAAUCAGUUAUUUCAGUUAUGGAAGCUGGUGGUCUUAACUGGUUAGUAGUGCCUGCUGAUAGGAUUCUUGUUCUGAGUUUUGAAGUGCUUUGUAGCAUGCCACUGUGUGAUGUAAGCAAUCCCUAUUCUCUGAAUUUCGGAGAUAUUCACCCCUCAAGGCCUCAUGGGGAUUCUGUUUUUGCUGUGAUUGCUAUUAUUGCUCCUCUGUUGCUUCUUCAUGAGCUUAAUUUUAGCAUUUGUAGCUUCUUCUUUGCUGUUUCUUCUGGUUGCUUACUCGAUAUACUUCUGUCUUGGCAGCCUGAAUGUACUGUGUUGUUGGAUGCCCUUGAACAUUCUGCCUAUAAUCUUGAUAUUGCUUGUCUUCUUGCGAAAAGUCUUCUUCGAAUAAUGCACCUUUCUCCAGAGAAAACUGUUUCUUCGUUCAAGACACUUGAUGCAGUUCCUCGGAUGCUCAAAGUUGCAUGUAUUCAGAUACAUGAGUCUAAAAGGCCUGAAAGUGCAAGCCCACACGGGGAAACGGCUAACAGAGAAAUGGUUUUUUGUCAAAGCUUCGAAAUGUCUUGUUCUCCUGAGGCGACUCAGAAUUGGUCCAAAUGCAUUGGAACAUUAAUGGAUCUUUUUGCAGAAUACUUCUCGGUCUCAGAUACUUCAAAAGCUUCUAUUUUGCAUAGUCCCACUAGCAUCGAUUGUAUGUUUGACUUGUUCUGGGAAGAAGGUCUAAGAAAUCACAUUCUUAAAUAUAUUCUUGAUCUUAUGAAGAUUGUUCCAUUUUCUGAGGAGGACCAGAAAGCAAAGUUAUAUUUAUGCUCCAAAUACUUGGAGACUUUCGCUCAUUUGAAGGAAAGAGUAAAGAAUUUCGCUGAUUUAUCAAUUGAUUUAUUGGUUGGGAUGAGAGAGUUGCUCUUAACAGAUCAAUUGCAUUAUCAAUCUUUAUUCCGAGAGGGUGAAUGCUUUUUGCAUGUCGUGUCUCUAUUGAAUGGGAACCUUGAUGCAGAAAAUGGAGAGAAGUUAGUCCUAAAUGUCAUUCAAACACUAACAUACCUGCUUUCAAGGAAUGAUGUCUCAAAGGUUGCUUUUAGAGCUCUUGUUGGCAAGGGUUAUCAAACUUUGCAGAGUCUGUUACUGGAUUUCUGUCAGUGGCAACCGAGUGAAUCACUUUUGAAUGUACUGCUUGAUAUGCUGGUUGAUGGCAAAUUUGAUCCGAAAGCAAGCUCUGUUAUAAAGAAUGAAGAUGUGAUCUUGCUGUAUCUAAGUGUUCUGCAGAAGAGCAGUGACUCAUUGCGGCAUCAUGGGCUAAAUGUCUUUCUUCAGCUACUAAAAGAUUCGCUAUCAAAUCGGGCAUCUUGUGUUAGAGCAGGAAUGCUUAACUUUCUGCUUGAUUGGUUUUCACUAGAAAAUAAUGAAAGUAUGGUCUUGAAAAUUGCCCAGUUAAUUCAGGUAAUUGGUGGACAUAGCAUAUCUGGGAAGGAUAUUCGCAAAAUAUUUGCUCUACUUCGCAGUGAGAAAUUGGGAUCUCAGCAGCAGCAUUUCUCACUACUGUUAACCAGCAUGUUAGCAAUGCUAAAAGAGAAAGGACCAACAGCCUUCUUUGAUCUCAAUGGGAUAGAUUCUGGCAUUGUAAUCAGAAAGCCAAUCCAGUGGCCCCUAAACAAGGGAUUUUCAUUUACUUGUUGGCUCAGAAUAGAAAGUUUUCCAAUAAAUGGAGCAAUGGGGCUCUUCAGUUUCCUCACAGAAAAUGGGCGAGGGUGCUAUGCUUUCCUUUUGAAGGACAAGUUAAUCUACGAGUCAGUUAAUCAGAAGCGUCAAUGUGUCUCGCUCAAUGUCAACCUUGUCAGAAAGCAAUGGCAUUUCUUGUGUUUAACCCAUUCCAUUGGUAGAGCAUUUUCAGGGGGAAGCCAACUGAGAUGUUAUUUGGAUGGUGUUCUUGUAUCCUCAGAGAAGUGCAGAUAUGCUAAAGUUAAUGAUCCUUUCACCGAUUGUAUGAUUGGCGCAAAGAUCAAUUUGCCCCUCUAUGAGGAAGAUAAUGUUAUGCAUCCUGUCAAAGAUUCUUCUCCAUUUUUUGGUCAGAUUGGCCCCAUUUACUUGUUCAAUGAGCCCAUCACUUCCGAAGUAGUGCAGGGCAUCUAUUCGUUAGGCCCAAGCUAUAUGUAUUCCUUCCUUGAUAAUGAAAUUGCAGUUCAUUUGGAUAGUGCUUUAUCUGGUGGAGUUCUUGAUGCUACAGAUGGCCUCGCUCUGAAAAUUAUCUUUGGACUUAAUGCACAGGCAAGUAACGGCAGUAUAUUAUUUAAUGUGUCACCGCUGCUGUAUAAGAAUGUAUCUGAAGCAACUAUAUUCGUUGGUACACAGCUAUGUUCUCGACGGCUUCUGCAACAAAUUAUAUACUGUGUUGGGGGUGUAUCUGUGUUUUUUCCUCUUCUCACUCAUUCUAAUAUGGAAGGAAAUGAUGAAAGUGAUCAAAUUGGACAGACAUUGCUCACGCCUGUAACUAAGGAGCAUUUAACUGCUGAAAUUAUUGAGCUUAUAGCAUCUGUUCUAGAUGAGAAUUUAGCCAAUCAACAGCAGAUGCUUCUGCUUUCAGGGUUCUCGAUACUGGGAUUUUUGCUACAAUCAUUUCCACCCAAGCAACUAAAUUUGGAAACUCUUUCAGCUCUAAAACAUUUGUUUAAUGUUGUUGGAAGUGGUGGCUUGUCUGAGAUGCUGGUGAAAGAUGCUAUUUCUAAUAUCUUUCUCAACCCUCUUAUCUGGUUCAGCACAGUUUAUCGAGUGCAACGCGAACUGUAUAUGUUUCUUAUCCAGCAAUUUGACAAUGAUCCGAGGUUGCUAAAAGAUCUGUGUAGGCUUCCUCGUGUUCUUGAUAUUAUUCGACAGUUCCACUGUGACACUGCGAAAUCCUAUCCAGCUUUCAGAAGCAAACCAUAUCUGCAUGCUACAAUAAACCAAAACACUGGAGAAAGGCUUAACGACGAAGAAAUGCAUAAAAUUCGUCUACUUUUACUGAGUCUUGGUGAAAUGAGUCUCAGGGAGCAUAUUCUGGUGUCAGAUGUAAGAGCACUCGUUGCUUUUUUCGAAACCAGCUUAGAUAUGGCAUGCAUUGAAGAUAUCUUGCAUAUGAUCAUUCGUACUGUUUCUCAGAAACAAGUGCUAGCUUCUUUUCUUGAACAAGUCAAUUCAAUUGGUGGCUGUCAUGUUUUUGUCAAUCUUCUUCAGAGGUAUUUUUAUUCCAAAUUCACAAUAAUGGUUAAGUAUGAAUUUUAUUCCGUAUUCACAAUAAUGGUUAAGUAUGAAUUAAUAUGUCAUAUAUUUUCUCUCUCUCUCUCUCUGUAUCAAGUUGAUAAACACCAGCAAAGCUUCUUGUGUAGAAAAUUGUACAUUUCACACGAAAUAGCCCUCAAGUCUAAUCAUGGUUGUUUUAUCAUUAUUAUUAUUAUUAUAUAUAUAUAUUUUUAUUUUCCUGCAAGCAGCUCUGAGUUACCUCCCGAGUUCCUGGAAUCGGAAAAUUACAAAGACUUCAAUUCUUCUUUAUUUGAGCUCCUGCAAGGGGACCCUGCUGACUACAUAUUUGGUAGUCCACAGGCAUCAAAUCAGCCUGACCUCAAUGAUGUUGGAAAAGUUGGUGAUCAGUGGUGGAAUAUAUAUGACAAGUUAUGGAUCAUUGUUAGUGAGAUGAAUGACAAGGGACCUAGGAAAAUGUUACCCAGAUCUUUAUCGAAUGUGGUACCAUCUUUAAGCCAAAGAGCUCGUGGAUUGGUAGAAUCACUGAACAUCCCUGCUGCAGAGAUGGCUGCAGUUGUUGUGCCAGGAGGAAUUAUUAGCAAUGCACUGGUUGGAAAGUCAAAUAAAACUGUUGAUAAGGCAAUGCUGUUAAGAGGGGAGAAAUGCCCAAGAAUCGUUUACAGACUAAUGGUUCUCUAUCUCUGUAAAUCGUCUCUUGAAAGAGCAUCUCAAUGCGUACAGCAGGUUAUCCCUCUUCUGCCUUGCCUUCUCAUUGCUGAUGAUGACCAAAGCAAGAGCAGACUGCAGCUUUUCAUCUGGGCCUUGCUUUCUGUUCGGUCCCAAUAUGGGAUGCUUGAUGAUGGUGCCCGAAUCCAUGUUAUUUCUCACUUGAUUAGAGAAACAAUUAACUGUGGGAAAUCAAUGCUAGCCACGAGUAUCAUGGAUAGAGAUGGUCUGUCUGAUUCAAGCUGCAACUCAAAAGAAGGAACUUCUAUUCGAAAUCUAAUCCAAAAGGAUCGACUUCUUAGUGCGAUUGCGGAUGAAAUUAAGUAUAUAAAGGGUACAACAACAGACCGAACCAGGCAAUUACAUGAGCUACGGAUUAGAAUGGAUGAAAAUAUCAGCAUUGAGUGUACCCAAAAGAAAGCUUUUGAAGAUGAGAUACAAAGUAGUUUAAAUAUUAUUCUUGCUUCAGAUGAUAGAAGAAGAUCAUUAUACCAGCUUUCUCAGGAUGAGGAGCAGCAAAUUGUUGCAGAAAAGUGGAUCCAUACCUUGCGCUCUCUGAUGGAUGAAAGGGGUCCAUGGUCUGCUAAUCCUUUCCCCAAUAGCACAAUUACACAUUGGAAGCUUGAUAAAUCAGAAGAUGGAUGGCGUCGCAGACAGAAAUUAAGACGAAAUUAUCAUUUUGAUGAAAAACUUUGUAACCCUUCUUCCACAAUGCCUAGCAACGAGGCUCUUCCUUCCACAAAUGAUAGCAAAUCUGGUUUUGGGGCAAAUAUUCCAGAACAAAUGAAACGAUUCUUACUAAAAGGAAUUCAAAAAAUUACUGAAGAGGGGUCCUCAGAGCCUACUGAAAGUACGACUGAAUCUGGUGGGCCAAAGGUCUUGGACUUUGAUGAUUCUUCAGACCAACAGUAUCCAGAUAAGCAAAAAGAUAGUAGUGUGCAGGAAAAUGUGCAAGAUAGAAAAGAGUAUCCAUCAUCAACAGAAUCAGAAAAUAGUGAGGUUCUCAUGUCUAUCCCCUGUGUUCUUGUAACACCAAAGAGGAAAUUAGCUGGACGUUUGGCAAUCAUGAGAAAAUUCUUGCAUUUCUUUGGGGAGUUUUUGGUGGAAGGUACAGGUGGUUCAUCUGUAUUUACAAAUCUCAACUCUUCAGGUAAUUUUGAGCCAAGCAAGCCUGAACAGUUAGGAUUGCAAAAGCAGAAUUUUAUUAAUUUGGAUUCUGAAAGACGAAAUGCCAGUGAUAGCAUAAAUUCAGUCCAUGGAGGUCUUCAAAAGCAUUUUAAAAAUAUUAAGCGCCAUUGGAGGUGGGACAUUUGUAAGAUUAAGGCUGUCCAUUGGACUCGAUAUUUGCUCAGAUAUACAGCAAUUGAGAUAUUCUUUAAAGAUUCUGUUGCUCCAGUUUUUUUGAAUUUUGAAUCCCAAAACAAAGCAAAGCAUGUUGGGAGUUUAAUAGUAGCAACCAGGAAUGUAACUAUGUUUCCAAAAGGACACAAGGACAAGACAGGAAUUAUUUCAUUUGUUGAUAGACGCGUGGCACAAGAAAUGGCUGAAACUGCUAGAGAAGGCUGGAGGAGAAGGGAAAUAACCAAUUUUGAAUAUCUGAUGAUCUUGAACACCCUUGCAGGAAGGUCUUACAAUGAUUUAACUCAGUACCCUGUGUUUCCUUGGGUGUUGGCUGACUAUUGCUCUGAGACUCUUGAUUUCAACAAAUCUUCGACUUUUAGAGAUCUAUCAAAACCCGUUGGGGCUCUUGAUCCCAAACGCUUUGAGGUUUUUGAAGAUAGGUAUCGGAAUUUCUGUGAUCCUGAUAUUCCCAGUUUCUACUAUGGUUCGCAUUACUCAAGCAUGGGAAUUGUGCUCUUUUAUCUUCUUAGAUUAGAGCCAUUUACAACACUCCAUCGUAAUUUGCAGGGUGGUAAAUUCGACCAUGCGGACAGGCUUUUCCAAAGCAUUGAGGGAACGUAUAAAAAUUGCCUAUCUAAUACAAGUGAUGUGAAGGAGUUGAUUCCUGAAUUCUUUUACAUGCCAGAAUUUCUCAUUAAUUCGAACUCCUAUCAUUUUGGAGUGAAACAAGAUGGGGAGCCACUGGGCGAUGUUUGCCUCCCACCUUGGGCCAAGGUAUUUGGAUAAAUAUUUAGUAGUGGACAUU